Messenger RNA from Oncorhynchus tshawytscha (Chinook salmon), 2421 nucleotides. RefSeq names its product NIF3 NGG1 interacting factor 3-like 1 (S. cerevisiae) (gene nif3l1). Lineage: Eukaryota; Metazoa; Chordata; Actinopteri; Salmoniformes; Salmonidae. Gene Ontology annotation, cellular component: mitochondrion; cytoplasm. The record is from RefSeq and is a predicted model, not a curated record. The coding region runs from base 114 to 1415 and encodes 433 amino acids. The transcript has 7 exons.
CCAGUCUAGUAGGUGGCAGUAAUGCAACAUUUAUUGGAUGCCAACUGCGGUUAAACCUCAUCGAAGAAGAAGGUAACUGCAAUAGCUGGCUCUCUCUCCACCAGUCUACACUAAUGUUGACUGGAUACAAGAAUGUUUUCCAGAGAAUUCUGUCAUUGACCUGCAGAAGGAGCUACCACGAAAGCAUCUCUCAAACACUCGCUUGUUCCACUUUCUCUUCUCACUCCAAAUUGUCUGCCCUUCGCUCAUCCUUUUUUUCUGACCCCUCUCAUUGUAAUAAUAGGUCUUAUCAGCUUUCUACCCAUCUCCAUCUCUGUCAUUGCUACUCUUUUUCGUGCUCCCUUUCCCACUCUUCUCGUACAACAGGUCCAAUGGAUUUAAAGGAGGUUCUCAAGGUUCUGGAGGAGCUCGCCCCUCUAUCACUGGCAGAGUCCUGGGAUAACGUUGGCCUAUUAGUUGAGCCCAUUAAAUGUCGGCCUAUCAAAACCAUCCUGUUAACCAAUGACCUGACCGAUUCUGUCAUGUCGGAAGCAGAGGCCAUGAACUGCGAUCUCAUCAUCUCUUACCACCCCCCGCUGUUUCAUCCAAUCAAGUGCUUGGUUUCAAAGAACUGGAAGCAGCGAUUGGCUAUCCGGGCGAUUACGGCUGGAAUAGCAGUGUUUUCUCCUCACACCUCUUGGGACAGCGUCAAAGGAGGCGUGAAUGACUGGCUGGUUGGAGGAGUUGGGAGUGGCAAAGUUUCGGUGUUGAGUCAAGCCUUCAGUAGCGCCCCCCAGAGCCACAAACUGGAGUUUACAGCCAGGAGUCAGGAGGAGCUCAACACCAUCAUGGCAGAACUGAAGGGGACGAAUAGCGGUGUCAAUUUACAGCACACAGCUGUCAGCUCUGAAACUGAUGGCUUCUUCAUAAGUCUGAUCUGUCCAGACUCAGGGCUGACCCCCAGUGUUCAAACUCUAUUACAACACGCCACUCCCAGCCAGUCUCUCAGUAUCCUUCAAGUAAAAAAGCGUCCUCUCCCAGGCUACGGCCAAGGGCGACUAAGUGUUUUGGAUGAGCCCGUAACGGUGGCGGCAGCCGUCCAGCAAAUGAAAUCACACCUGGGUUUGAAUCACCUUCGACUGGCCCUCGGAGCCCAGCAAACUUUAGAGUCCAUUGUAAGCACUGUGGCAGUGUGUGCUGGGUCCGGAGGCUCAGUAUUGAAUGGAGUGAAAGCAGACCUCUACAUCACAGGUGAGAUGUCCCAUCACGAGGUCCUGGACUCCGUCGCUGCGGGUGCCAGUGUGAUCCUCAGUGACCAUAGCAACAGCGAGCGUGGUUUCCUGGCCGUGUUCAAGAAGAGGCUGGCAGGGCAUCUGUCCAACUCCAUUACCGUGGCGCUGUCACGGGCUGACAGGGACCCCCUGGAGGUGGUCUGAGAUGCUUAGUUUUUCCCCAACUGGCAGCCCACAUGCCGAAUCUAUUCCGCAGGUGGCUUUCUUAGCAAAUAAUGAAUUAAUUCAUAUUUAGACAUAAGGCUGUAAAAACAAGGAAAUCAACCGGAAGUGAUUUUUGUGUGUUUUUGGGGGGGGGUAAUCUGUUCAAGUAUUCCCACACAUAAUAGAGAUGUGAUCGUAUACUAAUGUAGGCAAGGUUUGAAAUGAUUAUGUGAAAUAUAUGUUUGGGCUUCUUCCUGUCUAUUUGCAGUCUACAAAUGAUUUGUAAUUAUGUUCCAGCCUUCCCGAUCAUCCCCUCAAGGAAAAAAAAUAGGACUGUGUUUGAAUCUAGUUGAUCUCUGCAUUAAAGGAUUUAAUAAAUAAUGCAAUAAUAAGGAAAUGCAGGACUAAUGUAUACAACUGAAUAAGGUAAUCCUUUGGGUGAUAUUCAAAGUAUGCAUCUACAGUAGUGGUCACCACAGCAUUCCUAGUCAAUCACCAAACCAUGUAAAAAAUUUUUUUAAUAUAUAUAUAUAUAUAUAUAUAAAUCCUUGCAUUCCUAUUUUUUAAAAUUUCUUUUGCACCGUUGGUGGUAGGUGAACUUGAUUCAGAAGUCCUAGCGCCCGGAAAGGUAGUGUUCCCAUUUUGAACUACUUCAUGUGUCUGAAGGUAGAUCCACAUACCCAGCAGGCCCAGAGAGCAAAUCAAGUGCACCUAUAGGCCUGUCACUGUCCAAUCAGAUAGCUCAGAUCACUGUCUGCAGUUUCCUCGCCAUAGACUGGAAAAAAAAAAAAUCAGCCUCGAACGCACAGAAAAGUUGAUACUGAGAUUUCAAAACUUUUAAAACCAUGACUAGAGACACAAACAGCAGCUCUGCUGUAUACAUUGAAUGUUUUAAGUUGUUAUUCAGCACUGUCAACACUUUAUAAGCCAUAAAAUGCGCAUUCUCCUAACUUCCACAUGCUGCAAUUAAUAAGUAUAAAAGUGUUCCGAUAAGCUUGCAUUAUUA